Molecule: messenger RNA, 1575 nt
Organism: Bombina bombina (fire-bellied toad)
Lineage: Eukaryota; Metazoa; Chordata; Amphibia; Anura; Bombinatoridae
Product: heat shock factor protein-like
Exons: 6
Coding region: 170-910 (246 amino acids)
Biological process (GO): regulation of DNA-templated transcription
Molecular function (GO): DNA-binding transcription factor activity; sequence-specific DNA binding
Source: RefSeq, a predicted model, not a curated record
CUCUCGGUGAAGCUCAAUAUGACAAUAUACGUCACAAGAUGGCGCCGGCCAGACUCUGCUGGGCCUUAGGUUGUGCGCAGAAAACUAUCAGGCAUUAAACUUGUCAGGUAGAGACGUACAGCAACGGUAUCUGUGAUAGCCACAGUAUUUUAUCUGAAGACGUUUUAUAAUGGAUCCUCAUGGAACUGGUGGCAGUGGCAGCAACGUACCUGCUUUUCUUGCCAAGCUUUGGACUUUGGUGGAAGAUCCAGAAACUGACCCUCUAAUCUGCUGGAGUCCGGAGGGAAAUAGUUUCCAUGUUUUUGACCAAGGUCGGUUUGCUAAGGAUGUGCUACCUAAAUACUUCAAACACAACAACAUGGCCAGCUUUGUGCGUCAACUGAACAUGUAUGGAUUUCGGAAGGUGGUCCAUAUUGAGCAGGGUGGACUUGUGAAGCCAGAGAAGGACGACACAGAGUUCCAGCACCCAUAUUUUAUCCGCGGUCAAGAAAGUCUUCUUGAAAACAUAAAACGCAAGGUCAACAAUGUGACCUGCACCAAGAAUGAGGAAGUAAAGGGUCGGCAGGACAAUGUCGGCAAACUGCUCACAGACAUCCACAUUCUGAAGGGAAAACAGGAGAACAUGGACUGCAGAAUACUGGCUAUGAAACAUGAGAACGAGGCUCUGUGGCGUGAGGUUGCCAGUCUAAGACAGAAGCACUCGCAGCAGCAGAAGGUGGUGAAUAAGGUGAGCAGGAACUACACAAGGAGGUCACUGGCAGACAGCAGAAUGUGUGAGGGGCAGCUAUCUCUGCACCUGCUGACUGAGGGCCAGAUUUGUCAGCAAGUUCACAAACCCCAAAAUAUAAAGAAUGUAUUUUGUGGGGUGUCCUUGUGCAGCAGGCCAGUAUGGGGGGGCAUUAGACCUUGAGAGAAAACCGUACGCAGGAGGGGACAGUAACCCCUGAAAGAUCCAAUUUGUAGACAGAGGGUCACCACAGCAAGACUAGAUGUAGGUCAAGGGCGGCUGGUUUGUGUCCUUCUGGAGUCCUCACUCUUGUUUAUGGAGCUUUUUCUGCUAAUGUUACUUUCUCAGUCUUGUUUUCUGGAAUUGACCUGGAAAUAAUUUAGCAUUACAACGCUGGGAUUGUCACAAUAACCUAAAUAUGUCAGCCCCCUUUCAACACCAGAAUAAAGAUACUUAUAGUUAGAUUACAAGUGGUGCGCUAACAUGAACAUUGUGCACGCUCUAACUUGUGUACGUAUUAAGAGUUGAAAGUAAACGCAAGGGCAAACUAAGUUUGUGCUCAUCAGGUGAGUGCAUCUGAAGACCUCCCACAUUGCAUUAAACUUAACAUAAAUACAUUAAAAUUAAGCAGGAGGAAGCCAUCAGUGUGUGUGUGUGUAGUCACAGUACAGGAGGAAGCCAUCAGUGUGUGUGUGUGUAGUCACAGUGCAGGAGGAAGCCAUCCCUGUGUGUGUGUAGUCACAGUGCAGGAGGAAGCCAUCCGUGUGUGUGUGUAGUCACAGUGCAGGAGGAAGACAUCAGUGUGUGUGUGUAGUCACAGUACAGGAGGAAGCCAUCAGUGUGUGUGU